AUGGGAAAAUUUAUAGUUUUAUUGACUUGUUUGGUAUUAGUUUUGGCAUAUAUUGGGAAAAAAUUGAUAGAUUUUGGAGUAUUUCGGCAUAUUAAAACAGUAGGAAUUGAUAAAUGUCGAUUAAUUGUGCCAUCAGAUGGAGAUGAUCAAGCUUUUGAAGAUUUUGCAAUUGAUUAUGACAAAGGUAUUGCUUAUAUGGCUAGUGAUGAUCGUACAUGGUUUCAUACGUUUAAUUUAUCAAAUCACAAUAAUAAAAAACAACAAGGAAAAAUUUUUACAUUUAAUAUUCAAUCUGAAACAUUUAAACAAUUCAAUUUAAUCAAUUAUCCAUAUGAACAUUUUCAUCCAUUAGGAAUUAGUUUAUUAAAAAGAGAAAAUUAUCAAUUAUUUAUGACAAAUUAUCGAAUAGAUAACGGAGAAUUGAUUGGAACUGUAGAUAUUUUUGAAAUUGAUUUUUCAAAUGAAAAUCAAAUAAAGUGGAUUGAUUCAGUUGUUCAUCCUCUAUUUACAGUACCCGACGAUGUUUUGGCAAUUGAUGAGAAGACAUUUUAUGUAACAAAUAUUUAUAAGCAUAGAGUAGAUAAGUCAAGGUUGAUGCAUACAUUUGAAGUUUUUUCUCAACGUCCUUGGGGUAAUCUAUUAUUAUGUUCAAAAACAAAUGAAUGGCAAUGUUCUAUAAUUGUUGAUUCUGUUUCUAUGGCAAAUGGUAUUGCUAGUUCAUUAGAUUUUAAAACUAUUUAUUUAGCAGCAUCAACAGAAAAACGAAUUCGUGUAUAUGAACGUCAUUCAGAAAAUAAUUCCUUAACUUAUGUACGAAGUCUCUUUGUACCAUUUUUUGUGGAUAACGUAAUUGUUAAUGAUCAUGAUGAAGUUAUUGUUGCUGGUCAUCCAAAUGCACUAUUAUUUUUUUUACACGCAGUAGAUCGCCAACAACAUCAUGCUCCUUCUGAAGUUGCACUGUUUCCUUAUCCGAAAUCAAAUUCAACAUUUAACACACUACUACUUACUAAUGGUGAAUUACUAUCAGCAUCAACUGUUGGUGGUACAUAUAAACAAAAACUUCUUGUUGGUGCUUUCAGUGAUCCUGGAAUUUUAAUAUGUCAAGAUUAG
Rotaria sp. Silwood1 is the source of this 1110-nucleotide messenger RNA. NCBI's taxonomy places the organism in Eukaryota, Metazoa, Rotifera, Eurotatoria, Philodinida, Philodinidae. The record is from the annotation of a GenBank genome assembly.